GCAUCAACACACCAGCAUUCACAAAACCAAAGGCUGUCCGAAGCUCGACACUGUAGGCGGUGCUUGUGGGGUAUGAGCCGCCACAAUGAGCGUCAUAUUGUGUACAGCCGGCUAUGACCACACUAUUAGAUUCUGGGAAGCACUCUCAGGGAUAUGUUCAAGAACAAUUCAGCAUCCGGAAUCCCAGGUGAACAGACUAUGCAUUACCCCAGACAAAAAGUACCUGGCCGCCGCAGGCCGUCACAUGGUGCGACUUUACGACAUCAAGUCCAGCAACCCGAACCCAAUCAUGCAGUUUGAGGGCCACACGAACAAUGUGACUGGAGUCGCAUUUCACUGUGAAGGAAAGUGGAUGGUGACUAGCUCUGAAGAUUGCACAGUAAGAGUGUGGGAUACCAGGUCGGGCAUGGUCCAGAGAAACUAUCAACACUCACAUCCGGUAAACGACGUAGUGAUUCAUCCAAACCAGGGGGAACUGGUCAGUUGCGACCGAGGAGGGAAUAUUCGCAUUUGGGAUUUGGGCGCAAGUAGAUGUACCCAUCAACUUGUGCCUGUGGAAGACAUCUCCAUGGCCAGCGUGAGCGUUGCGAGCGAUGGCUCUCUACUGGCUGCUGGAAACAAUCUGGGCGACGUCUACAUCUGGCGCGUGUACCAAAACCACGACUCAACCACCCUGCUCCCUUGCCGCGCAUUCAAAGCCCACAAGGAUUACCUCACCCGCCUUCUCUUGUCGCCAGAUAUAAAAUACCUCGCGACAUGUAGCUCCGACCAUACCGUGCGCGUCUGGAAGAUCGAUAUGAACGAGGAACAUCUCGAAGACAUCAAUGAACCACAAACCCCGCCAAUAUCACAACAGCAGCAUGACCCAUCAGCCAACCACACUGAAUCGACCCCAAACAACCCCAACACGAUCGUGCUCUCACAUUCCCAGCCCUCUUUCCCUAGUGCUGAGAUUGAUAAAAACGCCGACGACUCCUCUGACCCUAAACUGUCCCACUCAACUCCAUCACUCGCAUCGACUGCCUCCCAACAAUUCCGCCCCAUGACGGACCUGAUCUCCAUCCGCCGACCCCUCCCUUGUCACGCCAUCUUGGACAUCCACCAACGCUGGGUCUGGGACUGCGCCUUCAGCGCCGACUCCGCGUACCUCGUCACCGUCUGCUCCGACCAUUACGCUCGCCUGUGGGAGAUUCUCACGGGGAAGAUCAUCAGGCAGUAUAGCGGCCACCACAGGGGGGCAGUGUGCGUUGCGUUGAAUGAUUACAGCAAUCCGCCUUAGGGAACGGAUUGGGAGGUGGAGAACGGCGUGUAUGGGUUCGAGUGCGAGGAGAAUGGAUAUGGCAGCGGUGGGCUCGACACUGAGGACGACCAGGAUGGUGGAGUAGGGUUGAGUCUCUCCCGCUCCGGUCACGGUAAGGUACAUGGGAAGGAGAGAAGCUCUGUCACGCGCUCACCACCAAAACGAGGGACAGACUCGAGGCACUAAUCGUGCAGCCACGGGUCGUUCAGUGGCUUUUUGCUUUUUCUCUUGAGACGGGCGCGAUAUGGGGUCUGGGGUUCGGAGUUUGACAAGACUCUUCUGCUUGAAUAGUAGUCAAAGGACAACCGGCAAAGGGCCAUACGGUUAACGGAGCCUAACAUCAAUCACUGUGGAGUAGUACCCCAGCAGAGGUUGGCUAGUCAUCUCUUCUACGACCAAGGAUACAAUAGCUCACUGUACCAGAGUUGAAGUGAAUAUUGACUACGGAGGUAUUGCCGUUGGUUUCAGUAUGCUCUUAUCGUGCACUAUUAAUUUGUUUUGUUUUUGUUUUUCAGGGUCUGCAUAUAGUACCAUAAAAGAACACCUGCAAAUGAGGGAUCCUUGUAUAAUGCAAAGGC
Molecule: messenger RNA, 1878 nt
Organism: Cladophialophora immunda
Lineage: Eukaryota; Fungi; Ascomycota; Eurotiomycetes; Chaetothyriales; Herpotrichiellaceae
Exons: 4
Coding region: 86-1279 (397 amino acids)
Biological process (GO): TOR signaling; regulation of actin cytoskeleton organization
Cellular component (GO): TORC2 complex; TORC1 complex
Molecular function (GO): protein binding
Source: RefSeq, a predicted model, not a curated record